GUGCACACUCCGUACUGGGUAUUUUAUGCUGAAAAGAAAAUCUGACGGGACAACUCUGUUAAACGAGUGAAAAUAACAAAAGCACAAUGAUAAACUAGGCGAGUUCAAGAAUGAAAUGCAAUUAGGAUCUGCGAUGAGCAAUUCACGUUAUGUGUCACUUUUGUUUGAAAUGAAAAAUGAAGCGAAAUAGAAUCAGGCUCAGUCAACAUAUGAAGGUAAAAACAAGUGACAAUAUUUUGUAAUUAACAGCUUCUUUGUGAAUUUAAUUAGGAAACAGAAUCGGCUCAAAAAUAAAUUUCAAGGACGUCAUGUGAUAAAAAAUAAGCCAAUAAGCGUCGAGCGAACCAGGAACUGAAUGAAAAUAAUACAAUAAAGCGUUACGCAGUUUGGGAGUUUGUGUGCCCAGCUUAAAACAACAACGAAACUGAAAGAAAUGAGUGCAUGCAUGUCAUUUUUAACAUGCAGGGCAGUUUAUGAGUUUGUAGGUAGUGUAUGAAACUCCCGACUGGAAGGCGUGUGACUGAGCGAGGCUCGGUUUUGCUAUAUUAUGCUGGUGUGUUUGAUUUGGUAUGCUUGCAUCGGUGCGUUCGCCUGUCUCCACAAUGUCCCAUCAAUGCCAGCCAGCCGAACUCGAGUGCUCAACGGGCUACAAGAGAAAGGCUCCCUGAACGUGCUCUUGAUAGUGGCGGAUGACCUCAGACCUAGCCUGGGGUGUUUCGGUGACACAGUCGUGAAGUCUCCGAACAUUGACCAGCUUGCUUCCAAAAGCAAUGUCUUCCACAACGCCUUUGUACAGCAAGCUGUGUGUGCCCCGAGCAGGACUUCGUUUCUAACGGGUCGCAGGCCCGACACCACCAGGCUCUAUGACUUUGGUUCCUACUGGAGAGAGCAUGCUGGGAACUACACCACCCUUCCACAGCAUUUCAAAUCCAGCGGCUACAUCACCAUGUCUGUGGGGAAAGUCUUCCAUCCAGGCAUUGCUUCCAAUCACUCUGAUGAUUAUCCCUAUAGUUGGUCUACUCGUCCAUAUCAUCCUUCUUCUUAUGAGUAUGAGAAAAAGAAGGUUUGCAAAGGCAAGGAUGGUAAACUGCACGCCAACCUGUUGUGUCCAGUGGACGUGUCAGAAAUGCCCGAAGGCACCUUGCCAGACAUGCAGAGCACAGAGGAGGCAGUCCGCUUACUGAAGACUGUGAAAGAUGAAAGCCACCCCUUCUUCCUGGCUGUGGGGUAUCACAAACCCCACAUCCCAUUCAGAUAUCCUCAGGAAUUCUUAAAGCUGUACCCCUUGGAAAACAUGACCCUGGCACCUGACCCUGAAAUCCCCAAAGGAAUGCCUACGGUAGCCUACAAUCCAUGGACUGAUAUCAGGAAGAGGGAAGAUGUUCAGGCAUUGAAUGUCAGCUUUCCCUAUGGACCGAUCCCUCGGGACUUCCAGCUGCAGAUCCGGCAGAGUUAUUUUGCUGCAGUCUCCUACCUGGACACCCAGGCUGGGCAGCUCCUCAGCGCUCUGGAUGAUUUGGGCUUGGCCAACGAGACGAUUGUGGUGUUCACCUCCGAUCACGGCUGGUCUCUGGGUGAGCAUGGGGAGUGGGCCAAGUACAGUAACUUCGAUGUAGCUUUGCGCGUGCCAUUAAUCAUCUAUGUGCCUGGAACGACCGCUCCCACCCCUAAACCUGGGGACAAGACCUUCCCUUUCCUUGACCCCUUUCAGCACACACCAGACACAGUCUCGAAAGGCACUGUGGUCAGGGAAGUUGUGGAGCUGGUUGACCUGUUCGCUACAGUGUCUGAGCUGGCAGGGCUGACCGUGCCGCCCCCCUGCCCAGACUCUUCCUUCAACGUGGAGCUGUGCACCGAGGGCUUCAGCCUGGGGGACACCUUCGGUGCCAGCGAGCUGAAGAUAAACUCAGAGGCCAUCGCUUACAGCCAGUACCCGAGACCCACGGACCUGCCCCAGCACGACUCGGACCUGCCUCUCCUCCGAGACAUCCGCGUCAUGGGCUACUCCAUCCGCUCCUGCGACUACCGCUACACCGAGUGGGUGGGCUUCGACCCGGCCACCUUCCGAGCCCACUUCCAGGACGUGCACGCAGGGGAGCUGUACUUCGUAGCCACCGACCCGAACCAGGACAAGAACCUGUACAACAUCACCGAAUACGCCGGCGUGGUGCAGAGGUUCAGGAGCUAUCUGCAAAAAUAAAACCCUAAAGACGACUUUGAACACUUAACAGCCUCCCACAACAGAUGCUUCGUCCAUGUAGAGGCAUCUCAAUUAAAAGACCACCUGCUUUUUAAAGGGCUCUGUACCACUUUCUCCAUUCCGGGGAAAGUGAUUGACCUUCCAGUGUUUCAGUUAAUGUUCAAGUAGUUGGGUGAAAAUGACAAUGUGAUGUGGCUCGUACAAGUUAGUUCCCAGCUUGCGAGCCUCUGAAUCACAGUGGGUGGUUUCUGUCCUCUCUGGAAAGCAAGUUCUAUGAACACAGUCUCAUUCACACUGUUGCAGAGCAGUCGUUUCUAAGCAUAGCCAUGCAUUGUAGGAGUCAUGCUGUUCGUACAGUGCCUAAGAGAUCUCGUAUUAUAUACUUUGGUUGCUUGGAAACAGUGUUUUACUGGAGCAUCUGCUUUGAAAAAGAUCUAUAGUAGAGGCUCUCUGGUGGGAACAGUGCCCCAGUAUGGUGAUGGGCAGAAUUACUGGAAGAAUAGAUAAAAGGCUGCCUUUCAUCUGUUUCAGAGAAGACAAUAGCACUUUUUCAUUAUAAGAAGUUUGUUCAUUUCUACUAUUGUUAACUAUGUACGUGUGUGUUUGUAUUCAUGAAAUUUUUAAAAAAUAAACACGUGAUUUAGAAGUG
This is a messenger RNA of Acipenser ruthenus (sterlet), 2849 nucleotides long. RefSeq names its product iduronate 2-sulfatase (gene ids). The record is from RefSeq and is a predicted model, not a curated record. Bases 548 to 2200 code for a protein of 550 amino acids. NCBI's taxonomy places the organism in Eukaryota, Metazoa, Chordata, Actinopteri, Acipenseriformes, Acipenseridae. Gene Ontology annotation, molecular function: iduronate-2-sulfatase activity. The transcript has 9 exons.